AUGACUAAAAUUUCUGAAAAACCAAAACUAAUAUUAAGAAAAACACUCAAAAAUGUCAUAAUCGAUAGAUAUAAUGUUUUAAAUGAACAUAAUUACUUUUUGGAUUUGAGCAAGUAUUGCAUUCUAACAAAUUCAACAGUUAAAAGACAAAAUGUAAUUAAAAAAAGUUACAAAAACAAAUGUGAUCCUCUACCAGAUUGGCUAAAGGAUCAUAAUUUAUCAAGUGAAGAAGAAGAUGACGUUGAAGAGAAGUCUAUUAGUCAAUUAUUAAUAAUGGAAUUUCAAAAAGACUCUGCAAAUUCAUAUAAGGUAUAAAUAGAAUAUCUUGUUAAGUUUUAAAACAUUUUAAUCUGACAGAAUUUCAAAAAAAUGUUUUAAAAUUGGCUUUAUUAAAUAAAAAUGCAAUUGUUUUUUGAAGUCCAUGUUUUGGUUAUCUUUAAACAUACACUUAUCAUGUACAAUAUUUAUAAUUUUAAAAUUCCUAUAAAAACACAUUCUAUGCUAUAAUUAGUACUAUGUAUUAAACUACAAUUUUCCAUUUUGCAUAACAUUGAAUUACAAAGCCAGUAAUUUUAAGAAAUUAUUAUAUUUCACUGAAAUGUUGUUUAUUUGUGCAAAGACCACAUUGUCUAAAUUUAUACACAUGAUAGGUAUUAAAUAUAUAUAACUAAUUAUUUAAUUAUUUUAGGUUUGUCCUCCAUUUGAUUGGGUACAUCUUAUAUAUUUAACUGUAAAGAACUUUCCAAAAGAAUAUGUAACUUGUCAUGAUAUACAUACAUUUUGCAGGUAUAUUUGUUUAACACUUAUCUUUAUUUUUAAUAUAUAAUUGUAUAUAUAUAUAUAUAUAUGUAUAUAGUUAUUAUUUGUAGACAUUGGUUCCCAUUUUAUUUUAACAAAUCAUGGAUUAACAGUAUUCUUUCAACAUUGAAUUGUCCCAGUAAUGAAUAUUUUAACUAUUCAUCUUCACUUUUGGGCAAAGAAUCUGUUCAGUGGACUGUUAAUAUUGAAUCAGUGAAUACUUUGGAAGAUUCAUUGAAGUCUAUUGUUAAAAAAUACGAGAAAAAAAUAAAAUCAGCAAUGAGAUAUCCUGGUAUCUUAUAUUUAACAUAAAUAAUAUAACAUAAUUCAUAUUUAAUUGACAAGUGUAUACAGUAGACAAAAAAAUAAGAAUUUAUUUAAUUUCAGAUAAACUACCUACAAUAUUGAAAGGUUAUGGCGUGCAUUAUUUGGGAUAUAAACAUUUCAAUAGUUAA
Cinara cedri is the source of this 1253-nucleotide messenger RNA. NCBI's taxonomy places the organism in Eukaryota, Metazoa, Arthropoda, Insecta, Hemiptera, Aphididae. The record is from the annotation of a GenBank genome assembly.